Theobroma cacao (cacao) is the source of this 2650-nucleotide messenger RNA. Its product is annotated as alpha/beta-Hydrolases superfamily protein. The record is from RefSeq and is a predicted model, not a curated record. NCBI's taxonomy places the organism in Eukaryota, Viridiplantae, Streptophyta, Magnoliopsida, Malvales, Malvaceae. Gene Ontology annotation, biological process: lipid catabolic process.
UUCACACUCACUGCCCACUGCAUCGGAAUCCAACACCUCUUCCCCCCACACCAAACUCUUACUAGACUUUGACUUGUAGGUAGCCCUGUAAAUUUUCGUCCUUGUCUUUUCCAAUACUUUUGCCUGUAAAAUGAUUACACCUCAGCAUUAACCCAGUCUCAGAACAUCCCUCCUUAUCAAUUAAAGUCCAUGUUUUUAAUCGUUUUCUUGUCAAGGAAGGUUAGCAUACGAGGGAAAUGAAAGUUCAUGGUACUAGGUUAUUGAAAUCCCAUUUGUUGUAGAUUAAGAAGCCUUCCUCUGUUUGCUCUAAAGUUUUGUUUUGUUUUAAUGAUCAGACAGAAAUCUGGUAUCUUGGGUAGGGUCUUUCUUAUUUGCUCUUUUAGGUUGCUCUUUUUUUAAUAUAUUUUAGUGAUAAAAUUGUGAUCACCCAGCAGCUCAUGACAUUGAAACCCUAAUGGUAGAAAGACCCAGAUCGGUUUCUUGGUACAGCUAUCAAUUUACGAGCCACCUCGAGUUCCAAUUAUUUCUAUAGCCAUCAUUUUCUAUAUCUGGUGAGUGCUGCGUUUUGACCCUUCACAUGUUGUGGAAGCGUAUUUCUCACUGAUCCCAUGUUUGUGCUGUUCCAGCAAUUCCAGUUUGUUGACUUUGCUCUUGUUUUGUCUGCUUUGGAAUCCAUUUUAAAUUAUUUUUUUUUGGUGUGUUCAGUUGAUAGAGCAUCCUAGGGGAACAGUUGAAAUAAUCUUCUUGGGUCCUAUUCAUUAUCUUCUACUCUGUGGAUCAAAAUCCUACUUUUAAUCAUUUUUUGCAGUUGGUCUAUUGAGUUUUCUAGCCUUGGUUUGUAAAUUGUCUGUCAAUCAAUUACCGAAUUGGAAUAUUCGUGGGAGUCCUUUGCUUGGAGCAGAAAUAUAUAGUAAAACUUCGAUUUUUUUAUUUCCUUAGCUUCAAAUUGCGUAGUUUGAAUUCUCCAAUUUCCACAGCCACUGCUGCUUGAAUAGAUGUGAUUUUUGGUAUUUCGUCCAAUUCUCAACUCAUUAAUCAAGUUUCUAUUCUAAGUUUCUGUCUGGUAUUUCCUACAUCAGUGUACCAUUUCCCUUCUUUCUACACCAUAUACAGGCAAAAUCCAUGUUUUAUGAUCUACAUUGUCAUACUUAGAGGGUAGGCAUCAAUGUCAAUCAUAUGUGGCCUCCCACUCCUUGAAUGUGUUUACUGUCUGGCAUGUGCACGCUGGGCAUGGAAAAGAUGCCUCCAUACUGCUGGCCAUGACAGUGAAACAUGGGGCCUUGCAACUGCCGAAGAAUUCGAGCCUGUCCCUCGACUAUGCCGCUAUAUUCUAGCUGUUUAUGAAGAAGAUCUUUGGCACCCCCUUUGGGAACCCCCUGGAGGCUAUGGGAUAAACCCAGAUUGGUUGAUUCGCAGAAAAACUUAUGUAGACACUCAAGGACGGGCUCCUUCAUAUAUAUUAUAUCUUGAUCAUGAUCAUGCUGAUAUAGUCCUUGCCAUUAGAGGCCUUAAUUUGGCAAAGGAGAGUGACUAUCAAGUGCUUUUGGACAACAAGCUAGGAAAAAAGAAAUUUGAUGGUGGCUAUGUUCAUAAUGGACUCUUGAAGGCUGCUGGAUGGGUUUUGGAUGCAGAGUGUGAAAUUUUGAAGGAGUUGGUGGAGAGGUAUCCAAAUUAUACUUUGACGUUUGCAGGACAUUCUCUUGGGUCAGGUGUUGCAGCCAUGUUAGCCUUGGUGGUUGUGCAGCAUCAGGAUAAACUGGGAAAUAUUGACAGGAGGAGGAUCAGGUGCUAUGCUAUUGCACCUGCAAGGUGCAUGUCACUAAAUUUGGCAGUCAGAUAUGCAGAUGUCAUCAAUUCUGUGGUUCUUCAGGAUGACUUCUUGCCACGGACAGCCACACCUUUGGAAGACAUUUUCAAGUCACUUUUCUGUUUGCCAUGCCUACUAUGCCUGAGAUGCAUGAGGGAUACUUGUAUACCAGAGGAGAAGAUGCUUAAAGAUCCAAGGAGGCUGUAUGCACCUGGUCGCCUCUAUCACAUUGUUGAGCGAAAGCCUUUCAGAUUAGGAAGAUUUCCACCUGUUGUGAGGACAGCAGUGCCGGUGGAUGGGAGGUUUGAGCACAUAGUUCUUUCUUGUAAUGCCACUUCAGACCAUGCUAUAGUAUGGAUAGAGAGAGAAGCACAGAGAGCCAUGGAUUUAAUGCUGGAGAAAGAUAGGAUCAUGGAGAUCCCAGCAAAACAGAGAAUGGAACGGCAGGAGACCUUGGCUAGGGAGCACAGUCAAGAGUACAAAGCUGCACUCCAAAGGGCUGUUACACUAUCAGUGCCCCAUGCUUAUUCACCUUCUCAAUAUGGGACUUUUGAAGAGUCCGAGGAUGGGGAGAACUCCCAUAAAUCUAGCGGAGAAUCAUCGGUUGGAUCAUCGGGGCAAAGCAAGAACAAAGAAAGCUGGAAUGAAUUGAUCGAACGUCUUUUUGACAAAGAUGAAUCUGGGCACAUGGUGCUUAAAAAAUCACAUAGGGAUGAUUGAUGAUGCAAAUUCAGGGAUAAAUUGGAUAGAACAGAAACGAUUAUGUUUGUGAUGAACAACAUUCAUUGAUUCAUUGGUACUCAUUUUUCACCCCAUAACAAUUUUCACUUGCCGUUCUUGAAA